AUGAAGAGGAGUAGAGAUACUGAGAAGAGAUCAGAGAUAAACUCUGCCAUUGAAGAGCUUUCAGUUCUUGUUAUAGUCAAACCUGGAGAAAACCAUGAAGCACCAGCUGCACGCAUCCCAACCAAGCCUUUCUUAUCUCUAUGUUACAUGAUUCUACAAGUUCUUGAUAAGGUAGGCCCGACAAUGGUUGUUAUUAGACAAGACAUUGACCAGAAUAUUAAGAGAUUGGAAGCUAUGUAUGAAUCAAACCCUUUAAUCAAUUCAAAUUUGGUUGAGAUAUUGAAAUCAGAAACUAGCAAAGGCAUUGCAAAGAAGAGGAUCAGUGGCAGUAAAUCCUUUGUUUGGCUUACUAGAUCCUUGGAUCUCACAUCAGCAUUGUUACAAGCAUUACUAGUAAAAGAUCCUAAAAAGAAUAUGGAACAAGCUGUUCAAGAGUCUUAUGAUGCAACUUUGAAACCAUGGCAUGGAUGGAUUUCAUCUGCGGCUUUCAGAGUUGCUAUAAAGCUAGUACCUGACACUAAAACUUUCAUGGAUCUCAUCGGUGAAAAAGACGAAGACUGUGACACCCUAAUGGAGAAAAUGCAGAUUUUGGUUUCUUUGCUAGUGCCAUUUCUGGAGGAUAUCCAUUGUAUUCUAAAAGCGUAUAAAUUGGAUAGGCUUAAAUCAAACUGA
Molecule: messenger RNA, 672 nt
Organism: Lathyrus sativus (Indian pea)
Lineage: Eukaryota; Viridiplantae; Streptophyta; Magnoliopsida; Fabales; Fabaceae
Source: the annotation of a GenBank genome assembly